AUGGCUAGUGAACGACAAGCAGAUGGAGCCAUCAAGUUCUACGAAAACAGAGCUGCAGACUAUGACAACACAUGGCAUGGCGACUUCACCGGCCGCUUCGUGUCAAACGUCGACAUCGAGCCCGGUCAGCACGUGCUAGAUCUAGCAUGCGGUACUGGACUUCUCACCUUCCUCGAAGCAGAUGCUGUGGGGCCGACUGGUGAUGUCAUCGGUGUCGAUGUAACCCCAUCGAUGCUCGGGGUCGCUCAGUUCAAGGCGAGGAACGCUGGUGACAAGUACGCAAAUGUGACCUUCUUAAAGGGGGAUGUGCUACAUCUGGAAGAGCUGGAAGAGCUCAAGGACAUCAAGUUUGAUGUGAUCACCGUCGCCUCUGCUCUGGUCCUGUUUCCUGAUCCAAAGGCUGCGAUCGAGCACUGGUCACAUUUUCUGAAGCCUGGCGGCACCCUCGCAUUAGAUGCAACACAUCCAAGAAACCUGAUAGCGGGCAUGGUCCUUGAGAAGGUCGCUAGGCGCUUGGGCUUAGAUAUUCCCUACAACAGAUCUUGGAGCAAGUCAGAAUCAACCCUAAAGGACGUUCUUGAGUCUGCUGGCCUCGAGUGUGAGAAGGUUGUGACAGUUGAGAACCAAGCGGGGUAUGGGAGACGCUCAUAUGAUAUGGAACAGUGGGAUGACUUCUUUGUUGAGAACGUCAUUAUGAAGGACGUUGCAAGGACCUUUGCAAGCAAUGAUAUUAGAAGAAAAGCACAGGGUGUUUACAAAGAAGAGUGGGAAAAGCUGGCGAUCGAUGGCAAGGUCGAGGAAGUCGACUCUGUGUUCCUUGGGGUCGCGCGCAAACCUGUUGACGGUUUACGAUACGUUCCAAAAACCGCAGGUAACGGUAUCAUCUUCAAAGGCGGUUGCAGAUGCGGCGGCAUUCAGUACACGUCGACUGCAUGCCCCAAGGACAUUGUCGUCUGCCACUGUCGCGCAUGCCAACAAUUGUCUGGCUCUGCCUACAUCUCAUUCACCGGCGUGUCCAAAAGUGCACUUACUUUCACGGAGCAGUCUACACGUGAGAUCCUAAAGCUCUCGGACAUCGCAGAGAGGUCGUUCUGUUCGCGGUGCGGCGCCCCGAUCUCGAUGGCACUUUCAUUCCACGAAGACGAGAUCUCGUUGACGAUGGGCUCUGUGGACCUGGAAAGCAUGAGCUGUGAACUGCCGAAGAUAGGAAAGCACAUCUUCCUCCGUGAGAAGGCGCCAUGGCUCGUGCUCGGCGAUGACGGAGCUGAGCGAUGGGAAACGUUCGAAGACGCGCAUUUGAUCAAAAGCAAAUGA
Molecule: messenger RNA, 1314 nt
Organism: Didymella exigua CBS 183.55
Lineage: Eukaryota; Fungi; Ascomycota; Dothideomycetes; Pleosporales; Didymellaceae
Product: S-adenosyl-L-methionine-dependent methyltransferase
Exons: 2
Coding region: 1-1314 (437 amino acids)
Molecular function (GO): carbon-sulfur lyase activity
Source: RefSeq, a predicted model, not a curated record